AUGAAGUAUCAGCUUAUUCUAGUAGAGCUGCUAAAUAAAGAUUUGACACAUAAAAACAGCUUCUAGUAGUAGUAGGGACUACAUUACAGCAACAAAAUCUGUGUGGAUGUAACGAAUAACGAUGCUCAAAUUUCAGCAUUUGCAAUGGCAGCACCCCAUCAAUGGCGUUUCUCUUUCUCACUCCUCUUUACUCAGAAAACCCAAUGGAGGAGGAGGAGGAAUUACUCGUCCGUCUACCAUUAUGUGCUCCCAAUCAUCUCCUACUCGGACUCAAAGGAUAAUGGAAAGCAUAUCAGUUGGAACAGAAGUUGGUGGUGCUGGAGGGGCAAAUUCAUAUAAUGCUUUAAAGAGGCUGGACCAAUUAUGGACUAACAUUUGCUCUGCUGAAACAGUAACUAUACCACCACAGGUAGUUACGAGUGCUCGUGGUGCUUUUAAGCGUAGCGAAUCUUCUGGAAUGACAGUGGAAGAUUUUGAUGUAGUGGUGUGUGGAGGUACUUUGGGAAUUUUCAUUGCCACUGCAUUGUGUGCCAAAGGCCUGAAGGUCGGGAUCGUGGAAAGAAAUCUACUGAAAGGGAGGGAACAAGAAUGGAACAUUUCAAGGAAAGAGCUGGUGGAACUUGUAAAAGUUGGCAUUUUCGAUGAAGAUACUUUUGAACAAUUUAUAGCUGCAGAAUUUAAUCCUAACAGAUGUGGAUUCGAAGAGAAGGGUGAAAUUUGGGUAGAGGACAUUCUUAACAUUGGGAUUUCGCCAGCUAAGUUGAUCGAGAUAAUGAAGGAACGCUUCAGGUCCCUUGGUGGCAUAAUCUUGGAGGGUUAUAAUGUUUCUAACAUAUGUGUGUAUGAUGAUUCAGUGGUUUUGCAGGUAUCUGAAGAGAAGAUUUUAUCCUCACGCCUGAUUAUUGAUGCUAUGGGAAAUUUUUCUCCUAUCACAAGACAGAUAAGGCAGGGAAGGAAGCCGGAUGGUGUUUGUCUUGUUGUUGGUUCUUGCGCACACGGCUUUAAGAAUAACACUACAAGUGAUGUUAUUUACAGCAGUUCAGCAGUACAAAAAGUUGGUCAGUCAGAUGUCCAACUAUUUUGGGAGGCAUUUCCAGCUGGUUCUGGUCCCAUGGAUCGGACAACUUACAUGUUUACCUAUAUGGAACCUCAGCCAGGAUGUCCUACCCUGGAAGACUUGUUAGAAAGUUACUGGGAAUUGAUGCCAAACUACCAGGGAGUUACCUUGGAUGAUCUCAAGAUUAUGAGAGUUGUAUAUGGCAUUUUCCCUACUUAUCGUGACAGUCCACUACCAGCUGCGUAUAACCGUAUUCUACAGUUUGGUGAUGCUAGUGGUAUUCAAUCGCCAGUUUCCUUUGGCGGUUUCGGAAGCUUGACCAGGCAUCUUGAGAGAUUAUCUUCUGGAAUUUAUGAAGCAAUUGAUGGCAAAUUUCUGGACUCGAACAGCCUGUCUUUGCUGAAUCCAUAUCUGCCCAAUCUUAGUGCUUCUUGGCUGUUUCAAAGAGCGAUGUCAGCAAAGCAACAGCCUGAUGUAUCACCUUCUUUUAUUAAUGAGCUACUCCAUGCCAAUUUCCAAAGUAUGGAGAAGCUGGGUGAUCCUGUUUUAAGACCGUUUCUUCAGGAUGUAAUUCAAUUUGGACCUCUAGUCAAAACAUUGGGGUUGGUCAUGCUUACUAAACCUGGCAUCAUUCCUUCCAUAUUCAAGCAGGUCGGAGUUCCGGUGCUAAUUGAUUGGUCAGGCCAUUUCGUCAUGCUCGGUUAUUAUACAUUCCUCUCAACUUUUGUAGAUCCUUUAAUCAGGCCUUCAAUAAAUACAUUCCCUCCGAAGAUGAAGUUUCAAUGGAAGCGAUAUCUCGAUGCUUGGAAAUACGGAGCCGGUUUAGACUACAGACUGUGAAACAAGAAAUUGUUGAAUUAAUUACCAGAACUCAAUGCUUCCUUAUUGUGAUUUUCAGAAAUUCCAAUGACUAAUUUCAAGUUUUACCUAAA
Beta vulgaris subsp. vulgaris (sugar beet) is the source of this 1989-nucleotide messenger RNA. RefSeq lists its product as hypothetical. The transcript has 18 exons. Lineage: Eukaryota; Viridiplantae; Streptophyta; Magnoliopsida; Caryophyllales; Amaranthaceae. Bases 122 to 1897 code for a protein of 591 amino acids. The record is from RefSeq and is a predicted model, not a curated record.